Paraglomus brasilianum is the source of this 219-nucleotide messenger RNA. The record is from the annotation of a GenBank genome assembly. NCBI's taxonomy places the organism in Eukaryota, Fungi, Glomeromycota, Glomeromycetes, Paraglomerales, Paraglomeraceae.
UGUGCGGAUCAGCAGACGACUAGAGAUAUAAACGCAUUGCUGAAUGAUAUCGAGAAUAGACUCAAAGAGCUUAAUGGCGCUGGGUACUUGAAUUUUGACGGCUCUCUACAGGAAAUAGAAACUAUAUUUUCAAGUGUGGAAAAUGCUAUCGAUUUGCUUCACGAUAACGACUUUCGUGCUCCUAACAUUCUGGUCUUACGGGAUGGCAUGAUAUGUUGA